UGGUGCCUGCCGGGGUGCACGCCCAACGGGUCGGUGGGAAGAGGAGAGGAGCUGGUGGCUAAGGCUGCACCCCCAGCCAAACCUCCUCCCGCCGGGGCUGCCUCAGUGACCCCACCUUCACUCCAGGGCCCCACAGGCCCUCGCUGCCCCUUCCACCGGGCCCCUGCACUUGCACACCUCUCACACCCAGAGGAAACAGGCCCGAACGCGGGCCCGAGGUCCCACAGAGCAGUAAAGUCAGGCCCAUGGGCCAGGGACUGCAUCCCCACGUGGGCUCCCUCACCAGGAGCACCGACUUCUGGUCUCCACGGCCCUGGAGGUUCUGGGGCUAGGCCUGCACAAAAGAGAGGGCUGUGGCCAUAAGAGGCUGCGCCUGUCCCGGCUCAGGCGCAGGGUCCAGUGCCGGUCCCAGGAGUGCCAGCAUGCCAUGUGGUGGCCGUGGCAGGUCAAUGGGUGGCACUCUGGAGGCCCCUGCAGCCCUGGCCCCCUGCCCUGUAGUUGCCAGCAUGUCCACCGUCCUCCCUCUCAGCUGAGGGCUCCCCACAGGCAGAGGCUGUAUCCCAGGAAAGCAGGGAAGCCUUGACUAGGGAGGAAGCGCAAAGGAAUUGAGCCUCUGGGCCCCGUGGGGUCAGGUUACCUCACAACUGUAGGAGGAAGGGACACGUGCUGACCUGACGUGCUGCCAGAAGGGGCCACCCCACCGUGGGUAGGUGCCUAUGGUGUCCUCUGUGGGCCACUCCACCGUGGUGCGUCCAGCUGCUUGACUUUCCGCAUACCCCUCACCCCACCCAUCUCUCCCGUAGUUCUGUCCUUGGAACCAACUACCUCCUCCCUCCUUCCACUCUGAUACCUGCUUGCCUAACUCUGCUCGUCCUCUUAGGGUCACACUGCUCGGCAUGCCUGGGUGCACCUGCGAGUGGAAAACGUCGGGAGGCAUUCCCACUGGGCACAGCCGAGGGACCAGCAGAGAUCCUGACUCUCCGGGUGGGACCCUGGGAACCAGCUUUUCUGGGUCUCCCCUCCUUUCCCUCCCUGUGGCAUUGUGAGGCCUCAGGCUGCAAAAGGCAGGGUUUCCCUUCCAGAAUGGGGCGGGGGGCUUGACUAAGACCCAGGGUCAGCCAGGCAGGGACAGGGAUGGAGGGGACUGGAGGAGCGGCGACGUGGGGGUCCUGACCCGCACGCAGCCUGAGCAGAGAGGGCGACCCCGGGAGCGGGCGCCAGGCCCGCGGCGGAUCGAGGGGCGGCCGGGAGACUGGCCCCGCCCCGCAGACCCCGCGCGGGUCCCCAGACUGGGGGUGGCGCUGCGGGCGCGGGCGGGCGCCGCGCGCACUGCGGUCCCCGCGCCUCCGCCGCAGAGCGCGCCACGCUCCGCACGCACCUGCCGUCGCGCCGCGCCGCGCCAAGCCCCGCGCCCAGCGCCCCGCGCCCUCGGGAGCCGCCGCGCCGCGCCAUCACCGGAGGUCGCCGCCGCAGCCGCUGGGCAGAGGCGCGGGCACUGCAUCCGGGCCUGCCUUUGAGACAACCUCUGCGGCGGCGGCGCGCGCGGCCCGGGGACGCCAGGCUGGGGCAGCUUGGGCCUGGUCCAGGCCUCUCCGCUGACGCCGCCGCCGAGCCCGCGGCCCGCGUCCUUUUGCAGCCAGGGUUCAGCCUAGCUGCCUUCCCUCGGCGCCCUGUCCUGGAGCCAUGGGGCCCACCUAGCCCCUGCCUGCCCGGAUGUCCCGGCCCGGGGACUGCUGACCUCGGCUGCAGGGGGAGCGCUCCCCCAGCUCCCUUGCCAGCCUCAGCAGCCAGAGACCCUGGGUGAGCCCCGAGGCCAGACCUCCGGCCCAGCGCAGCCUCCCAUACCCCCCAGCCCCCGCCCCCCGCCCCCGCCCCUUCCUCCUCCUCCUCCCAGGACUGGAUCAGAGAAGUCACUGUGGCCACUGGGGGGGGCCCUGCCCCCCCAGGUCUCACCGGCCGCCCCCAGGAGUCCACGGGGCGGCCGGGGUCCCCACCAGGCCUGGCAGGACCAGAAUGCUGCCCCUUCUCCUCCCCCCCGGCUUCACCCAACGCCCCCACCCACCCGAACACCCAGUCUGACUGGAGACAGCCGGAUGCCGGCUGACCCUGGGCCCGAGGCGGGCAGUGGCUGGCCGGGCCUCCUCAUGUCCUGCCUGAAGGGCCCCCAUGUCAUCCUCAAGAUGGAGGCCAUGAAGAUUGUCCACCCUGAGAAGUUCCCCGAGCUGCAAACGGCUGCCCCCUGCUUCCCACCUGCACCUCGGCCUGCCCCUGCUCUGGCACCCAAGCGUGCGUGGCCCUCAGACACGGAGAUCAUCGUCAACCAGGCAUGUGGGGGGGACAUGCCUGCCUUGGAAGGGGCACCCCGCACACCACCCCUGCCACGGAGGCCCCGCAAGGGCAGCGCGGAGCUGGGCUUCCCCCGAGUGGCACCAGCGGACGAGGUCAUCGUAAAUCAGUACGUGAUGCGGCCUGGCCCUGCUGCCUCGGGGGCCUCCACGGCGGCAGCCCCAGCUGUGGGUGAGCCCCUGGAGUGCCCCACGUGCGGGCACACGUACAACGUCACCCAGCGGCGGCCACGCGUGCUGUCCUGCCUGCACUCUGUGUGCGAGCAGUGCCUGCAGAUCCUCUACGAGUCCUGUCCCAAGUACAAGUUCAUCUCCUGUCCCACCUGCCGCCGUGAGACUGUGCUCUUCACUGACUACGGCCUGGCUGCGCUGGCCGUCAACACGUCCAUCUUGAGCCGCCUGCCACCCGAGGCCCUGACUGCCCCAUCUGGUGGCCAGUGGGGGGGUGAGCCUGAGGGCAGCUGCUACCAGACCUUCCGGCAGUACUGUGGGGCUGCGUGCACCUGCCACGUGAGGAACCCGCUAUCUGCCUGCUCCAUCAUGUAGUGCCCACCCGCCUGCUGGUCCUUGCUCGCCGCUUCUUCAGGGAUCUGGCCCUACCUGUUGCCCGCUGACCCCUCACCCACCACAGCUUCUGGCCCCCACCGUGUGGCAUUGUCACUGCAGCCAACUUUGCCAUUAAAACUCUUUGCCAAAGUUUGC
Molecule: messenger RNA, 3047 nt
Organism: Manis pentadactyla (Chinese pangolin)
Lineage: Eukaryota; Metazoa; Chordata; Mammalia; Pholidota; Manidae
Gene: RNF208
Product: ring finger protein 208
Exons: 2
Coding region: 2094-2891 (265 amino acids)
Biological process (GO): protein ubiquitination
Molecular function (GO): ubiquitin protein ligase activity
Source: RefSeq, a predicted model, not a curated record